UUUUUGUGAUUUUUGUUUUACUCUAUCUAGUUUUGCAUUUUAUAUCUCUUUGUAACUCCUGUAUUUUGUAAUUUUUGUAUUCUAUACAUAUUGUUGUUUCAUUUCUUUUGGUAUUUUAUAUUUUUGUAACAUCUGUAUUUUAAUAUUUUUGUAUUUUUUAUUUUUGUUUUAUCUUAUCUCGUUUUGUGAACUUGUGCGGAAAAUGGCGAGAAGAUUGAACAACCUUCGCCGUUUCUUCAGCGACCCUGACUUCCAAACCGAACUCAAUCUGCAGGAUAUCCGGAGGUUUCUGGUGUUCCUGUUAGAUGAGAGGGAGGUUGAGGAGUGCGUCACCUGCAACCGCCUUCGUUGCAGGUGCGCUCCAAGCUCGCCCCAGCCUUCCACCUCCGGGGCGAGACAAGGGUUCCCCCAGGCUCCACCGCCAGAAGCACUGCCCAGGCCACGCUGGGCAGUGUACAGAAGUCAUAGGAGACAAGCUCCAGAACCUGAUCCAGUUCUGGAGCGUCACUAUGACGAUCUUCUGCGGUGGGUGCAGGAGUCACACCCGGGGGUUACGCGCGCCGGCCCUGAUAUGACUUUCCCAAUGGACGGGUCAGUCAACAACGACAUAAAUAUGUCGUGGCCGGCGCACCAGAGGUCCAUCUGGUAUCAACCCCCUCGGGUGGAACCCUUGCCGGAGGCGCAUCUCGUCAGGGUCUACCGGCAGUUCUGCGAGUACUACCUGCACGUACUCGCAGAAAAUAAACCGCAGGGAGAUAGAGGUUAACAAUCAAGAAGAUUUAUAUAUUCGUGGAUUAUUAUGUUUAUAUUGUAUAUUUUUAUGUUUUAAUACCAUGGGACAUUAUUAUGAAACAUAAAGUUGUAAAUUGUAGUUUGUUUGUUUUUAAUUAUUGUAAAGAACAUAAUAUUUCAACACGGGGUACUAUUCUUUAGGGACACCAUCAGACGAGCUUAAAGUUGAUAACAAAAGUGCCUGAAGUAAUCAUCUCCGUGUAGAUUAACUUGAAUU
Messenger RNA from Ostrinia furnacalis (Asian corn borer), 1009 nucleotides. RefSeq lists its product as uncharacterized. The coding region runs from base 203 to 766 and encodes 187 amino acids. NCBI's taxonomy places the organism in Eukaryota, Metazoa, Arthropoda, Insecta, Lepidoptera, Crambidae. The transcript is spliced from 4 exons. The record is from RefSeq and is a predicted model, not a curated record.